Peronospora belbahrii is the source of this 1134-nucleotide messenger RNA. Lineage: Eukaryota; Oomycota; Peronosporomycetes; Peronosporales; Peronosporaceae. The record is from the annotation of a GenBank genome assembly.
AUGAGUUAUUUCAUGCGGUAUGCAGGUGUCGUCUGUGUUACCAUUGGCAUGGCGUAUUUAUUCCUCAUGGGAGGUUUUAUCAUGUACGCUAUUAUCCCUAUAAUGGCCGAUACGACAAUAAAGUUGGUAGGUCAUGUCGUCAUAGCCAUGGUAUUGUUUUUCAAUAUUUACUUUAAUUACGCACUAUGUUGCGCGACAGAUCCGGGAAUUAUUACGGCCAAGUGGAUAAUGGAGACAGAUGUUUCAAACAGUCAAGUGGACAAUGCCAAUGAUGAGAGAAUUGACAAGGACAUUGAGAUUUUAGAUCAAAAAGACGACAAGAAGGAGCUGAAUCAUGGUGAUAUGGAGCUUCUUUUGAGAAUUCAACCCAAUGCCAAGGCUCCUGAUGAAGUGGACAAUGAUGCUCAAAUACAAUUACCAGGAGAUACACAGCAUAUGCACGUGGCUAGACGACGUGGAUGCCGUCCAAAUACUAGUGAUAAAGGCGUUUCGUACUGCCGAAGGUGUCGUCAUUUUCGACCACCUCGAGCACAUCAUUGCUCGGUUUGUAAUCGAUGCAUCGCACACUUGGAUCAUCACUGCCCGUGGGUAAAUAACUGCAUUGGACGAGACAACUAUCGGUACUUCUUUUCUUUUCUUUUGUGGCUUGCAGUAGGUUGCUGUUAUGCCGCAUGCAUAAGCUACGAGGCGGCCUACACUGAAUUGGGUCGUGAACAAUAUGCUAGAAUGCUCAUGCUCACUCAGGUGUCUUCGCUUCAAAUAUCCGCACCAAAAAUGCUCCAAUUCGCCUUUACGACGUCUGCCGCCAUAGGCUUAGCCGUAACAAUUCUGGCAAUCUGGCAUGCCUUCCUCAUUGCCACUGCACAGACGUCAGUGGAAGUGCAUGUCAAUCGAUACCCGCGCAAUCGAGGUCUCCACGGCAUAAAAUCAGUCAGCCCGUACUCAACUGGCAGCAUUCACGGCAACUGGGAACUUGUUUUUGGUCGGUGCAACUACAAAAUUCUGUCGCUCAUGCCAAGCACGCGUGUUCCACCAAAUCCGCGGACCCUCAACAAGAAAAGAGGAACUGCCGUUUGCAAGGCCAAAUCCAAUCUACCUGAUGCAACAGGAUCAUCUCCAGACACCAUGGUUUAA